This is a messenger RNA of Pseudogymnoascus destructans, 594 nucleotides long. RefSeq lists its product as uncharacterized. The transcript has 2 exons. Gene Ontology annotation, cellular component: spindle microtubule; DASH complex. The coding region runs from base 166 to 594 and encodes 142 amino acids. Lineage: Eukaryota; Fungi; Ascomycota; Leotiomycetes; Thelebolales; Thelebolaceae. The record is from RefSeq and is a predicted model, not a curated record. Gene Ontology annotation, biological process: attachment of spindle microtubules to kinetochore.
UGAAUCGUCAUGGUCGUCUCUCCCGACCAGGACCCUGCGGUGCACGUGACCUUGUAUUUACACAGCAACUCGCACCCAGAGCCGCAAAGGCUCUCUUGUCUCUCCACGGAAACCAAUACACCCAUAGCUAAAGACUCUCGGUGACAGAGGGACCGAACCGCGACAAUGUCAACAACCAGCUCAGCAUCCUCCCUCUCCGCCUCCGUCCAAUCCCUCAAAUCCUCCCUCCAACUCCUCGAUUCGUCAAUCUCAAUCCUCGACCAGGGGAUUAGCGAUUUCCCGCGCCUAUCGACUGUGCUGGGCUCUACUCGUCACUUCGAACUCACCCCCUCCCCCUCCCUAGCACUCGCCCAACACAGCCUAGCCACCGAGCUCGCCCCCGCCAUAACAACGCUCCUCACACGCGCAGAAUCGCAUCUCGACCGUCUCGAGCGCCGCGAACAGGCCCUACGCGCAAAAGCGGAACUACAAGCAGGGCGGCUAGGUCUGCGUGGGGCCGCGAGCGGUGCUGGUGCUGGUGCUGCGAAUGGUAGGACGACGCCGGGGGUGGGGGCGGGAGGGGAGGGGGGGGGGAGGCGAAAUUACGGAUGUUGA